AUGGGAAGAAAAGCUGGAAAUUUGUACAUAAACCCGAAAAAGCUUGGUGGUAUAGCGAAACCAUGUAUGCAGGAAAUGGUAGCGUUCUUGAACUGUAUGGCUUUUCAUCAAUGCAAAGACGAUAAAUGCGAGAAACAGAAGCAACUCUUGAGCGUUUGUAUGACGGGACAGGCGGAGAAGUCAAAGUCUUGGGGAAACAUCAACUACCAUUUGCAGAGGCUAACACGCGGAAGAAAGUGA
Molecule: messenger RNA, 240 nt
Organism: Thlaspi arvense
Lineage: Eukaryota; Viridiplantae; Streptophyta; Magnoliopsida; Brassicales; Brassicaceae
Source: the annotation of a GenBank genome assembly